AAGCGACCUUUCCACGGAUAUUUUCCCCUUGCGCGCAUGGGAGCAUCGCUUCCCCUCAGAGGACCGGCUAGCCGCGGUCUGCCGAGCGUACCCGAACGAUCCCGAUGUCCAAACCUCGCUCGCCGGCUAGCCCGGUAACUUCGGUAGUUCGCACUCAGCCCGGAAUUGUGCCGAUCCGCGCUUUCGUACUCUCCUUAUCACCGCCCCGCGUCCUGUGACACCCUGUGCGCGUGUGUUUUCGCUUUCGCCCACCCCCUGUGCAAUUUGUGUGUUUUUCGGGAGGGAUUUUCGAAGGUUUCGCCGGUGGAAUUUUUCAAAUGUCGAACGAUUUCUGGUGUCAGCUGCCCGGCGGAUAGUCCGGCAAGAUGUGCGCGAUCAGUGAUGACAACUACGUGGUCAGACUGAUUUUUGAGUCGAUUACUUUCAAAAUCAAGUGCAAGUUUCUCUGUUGAGUUGACCCUUUGUUUUGUGUGCGGAUUUUCGCCUCGUUAUUUUUGUCGUUUUUGGAUUGUUUGAAUUUUUGUUGCCUCCACCUUGGAUUUUUCAAGAGAGUUGUUCAAGAUGCGAAUAAAAAUGCCUGCGGUGAGAAUCGCUCAAGCGGACGCAGAUGGGGAAACCCCCUCCUCGCAAGACAUCCUAACCUGCGGCGUCUGUCAGAAACCCUUCGUCCUGGGCGACAUCGUCAAGUUCAUCCAGCACAAAGUCCACUCGUGCAACAAGGAGAACUUCCCCGGUGGACACGAGAACCACCUGCCACCCUCCGGCGAGGGCGACGCCGAUUCGCUGGCCCUCGUGGCGCGGCGCCCGAGCAUCUCAGCCCCGAUCAAGAAGUCCUCCUCGACCUCAGGGAGGAUCUGCACGCCACCCCUUGGCGAAGAUGACCCCCGCUGCUCCACCCCCAAGAGGAGGUCCUCGUCACUGGAAAGCCCCCUGCUCAGGCAUCACGAGAUGGAUGUCGACUCCUUAGAUGAGGAUAUUAUCAAAUCCAGGAAGAUCAAGCAGGAGUCUGAUCUUUCGUCGCCAGAGGACGCUGUCCUCAAGAAGAUUCGCGCCGAUUGCGUCGACGCUGAAUCGAAUACUACGAAUUCUGAACCAAAUAACUACGUUUGCUCGACCUGCAAGCACAGAUACCACUCGGCGUGGCGGCUCCUGCAGCACGUGCAGAACAGUCACGGAAUGAAGAUCUACGUGGAAGCCUCCUCCUCCAACUCCUCGCUGGGCUCCUCGCCGGGCUCGGCCUCACUCGCCAAGCCAGCUCAAAGCCACUCCUCCCCCUCCUCCUCCUGCUCCUCCACCUCCCCCGCCUGCUCGGGGGGCUCCCUCACCUCCUGCCCGGUGCCCCCCACGCACCCCCUGCCCCGACCCCCGCUCCCACCUACCUCCCCCCUGGACACGCACAACCCUCACAUGCCGCUCCACCCUUUUGGGGUGGGAGGCUUGCUAAGGAUGCCGUUGGGUGAGCCUCCCAGACACCACUUCCCGCCGACCUCCACGCCAGUGAGUCACAGCCCCGGAAACGGCCCGGCCGCUGCCUUAUUCGCCAGACCCUCUAGUCACCACGAUCAUCCCUUCCUCAUGGAGCAGCUCGUCAACGAGCAGUUCCGCAUCAACCAUGGGAUCGCGGCCGCGGUAGCCGCCGCCAGCGGGGUCCCGCCCCCGCACUCACCUUUCCUCCCCACGGAUCGCCCAUCCCCUGUUCCUACGUCGUCCGUUCCUCCCCCGCCAGCGCUGAGCUUAUCCCUGGAGCCCCAGCUGGAUUUUUACUCGAAGCGGCUUCGGGAGCUCGCUGGCACGACCAGUCCUGGCGCCGCCACCAAGAGCUCCUCGCCGUCGCCGCGGAAGCUGUCACCCCCAUUCACUAGUCCCAAUAGCAAUACCCAAGGAGCAUCGAACGUCUCGAGCUCGUCGAUAGCCACGAAUAACAACAACAACAGCAACAUGCAGAACAACAACAUGGAGCCGGAGAAGCAAUCGCAGCUGGCCGAGACCCCGGCGUGCGAGUCGUCGAUGGACCUGUCGGCGACUCCGCGCUCGGCAUCGACCCCGCCCAACAACAGCGACAAGCCGGCGGAUUUUUCCAUGCCCCCGAGCUCCGUCUCGCCGAUCUCGGAGGAGAAGACGCGCGCCUGCGAGUUCUGCGGCAAGAAGUUCCGCUUCCAGAGCAACCUCAUCGUCCACCGGCGCACGCACACAGGCGAGAAGCCCUACAAGUGCUCCGUCUGCAACCACGCCUGCACGCAGAGCUCCAAGCUCAAGCGGCACAUGAAGAUGCACUGGCAGCCGGGCCGGGGAAACGGGGAGACCGGUGGCGAGGAGGAACCCACCGCCGUCAACGGCGACCACUCGACACCGGACGAGGUCUCUAACUCGGGCUCCAAGGACGAGGAGAUGGAGGACGAGGAAGAAAUGGACGAGGACGAAGAUGAAGAGGAGGAAGACGAGGACGAAGACGUCGACUCCGAGAUGAAGUUGGAAGACGAAGAGGAAGACGAGGACGAUGACGAUCUCGGGGGUGACGCCCCUGAAGACCUGACCACCAAGUCCAACUCCUCGACGCCACCCAACAGUGGAGAGCCAAACAAAACCCCCUCCACGACGCCACGGCCGACCUCCACACCCACCUCCACCGAGAAGGGCAACUCCCUGGUCGGCGAACUCAUGGAGAAGUUCGGCCUCCGGGACAUCCAACAGUACCACGACGCUUACCGGGAGGCUCUUCGGGAGUCGAUCGGACCACCCCGCUCGAAGGACGACAUGCUCCACCCCAGGUCCCCGAUCAUCGCCGAGAACAACAACAUCAAGAGCAAGUCGAAACACCUCGAGAACGGGCUCUUGGAGAAGUCGAGUCGCUUCCGCGAUGAAUUCGCCAAGAACCUGAUGAGCGGCGAAACACCGAUGGAUCUCGGCAGCCACCCCGCGUUCUACGGCCCUGGCUCGCCUUUCGAAAACCCCUUCGACGCCGCCAACAAGCGGAUGAAACUAGAGUUGGAGAACCACCAUCACUCAAUGCUGGGCCGCGGUGUGCCCGGUCAAUACGCCGGGUUGUGGUUGCCAGCCCUAGCGGCCGCCCACCAACGGGAGUUCCACUUCACGGGCGGCAGGGGCGACAACCCCAUCCACAUGCUGAACCCCCGGUCCAAGUCCACCGAACCCAUGAUGAAGGGCGACGGUCGGGGCCUCAAGGCCGGAACCAGUGCCUCCUCGUUGGCCGUCGUGGCGGCCGCAGCGGCUCUGAGCGGCCUCCCGAUGCAGCACAUGAAGAAGGAGUCGCGAAGAAACGACACCUGCGAGUACUGCGGCAAGGUCUUCAAGAACUGCAGCAACCUCACCGUUCACCGCCGCUCGCACACCGGCGAGAAGCCCUACAAGUGCGAGUUGUGUUCCUACGCCUGCGCGCAGAGCUCCAAGUUGACGAGGCAUAUGAAGACACACGGGAGGCUCGGGAAGGACGUGUACAAGUGCCGCUUCUGCGAGAUGCCGUUCUCGGUGCCCUCGACGCUGGAGAAGCACAUGCGGAAGUGCGUGGUGAACCAGAACAUGAAGGUGGACGUCAUGCCGGCCUUGAUGGGGCCGGAUGAUGACUCGAGCAUCUCUGCCUCGAAGGACAACACAUGACUCUAUCCUUGGGGGGGACUUCGGCACCUCCCGAUUCAGAGCAUCUACUGACGCCAGAUGUCUCCUUUGCCCGUCAGAGGUAGAGGCUCCCGUGGACGCAGAAGGGCCUCGUUCCGAGGCCAAUGGUGACCCUCUUCCGUUCAUGACCAAGUUCCUAUGUAAGCUUAAAUGUGGUUUCCCGGCGCGGGGACGUGACGUCAUUUCAACGUUGCAAAAUUUGCUGAAAAUGGUGCUACUCGUUCAUUGACUAUCCAUUGAUGGAUCGAUUGGUAAAUUGGACUACAUUUUGCAAUUAGGAACUAUAAAUUCUAGCCCGGUUUAAAAACAACGUAUGUGCCAUUAGUUUCCCUAUGCACAUAAGUGUUUUUCUAGAAGAGCCAGAAUUUAUAGUUCCAAAUUGCAAAAUGCAGUCCAAUUGAUGAUUUAGGUUUUGGCAUAGUAGUCGUUUUUCAAAGAAUUUUUUAUUUCAGAGUGGUCCAUUUGGUUUACAUCGUAAUUUACGGAGGUAAAAUACAAUGUAAAGCAAAUGGAUGGCCUCUUAAGGAAAGGAGCUGUUCAAGGAGAGCAGAGACCAGGAAUACGACCCUUGAUCUCAACCAUUGCCUGAAACGCUCAUAUUUUUUCAUUAUUUCAAAGCUGACAACUUGCAUUUUUGCAAGAAGGCAGAACAAAGUGGAAAGUUCACACUUUACUUUUAGUAAUUCAAAAGAUGUAUCACGAAUUUAACCAUUUAUCAUCAAUCGAUGCAUUGAUCAAUAGUCAAGGAAGAGCGCGGUUCUGCUUAAACAGUUUCUCCACUGUUUUACAAAAACGACUGCUGGUUUUUUGUACGAAAUUUUGCUAAUUUUUUCAAUGAUGCGCAAAAAAAUCAGUGAACUUUUCAACGAAGGGAACCAAGACUUUCCGGCUUUAAGGACGGAUAGCGUGUCGAAAUUUUGCGACGGUGAGAUGAAGUUGCGUUCUUUCGUCCCGGAAAUGGCGAAAUGUGGUUUUCUUCGUCGAACCUCUCAAAGACUGCUGUUUUCCGACAAGUAUCCUCGUCGAUGUAAAUGUUUCUUUUCAUUUUGUACGAUAAUAGUCCUCACGUAGUUGUUUUUAAGUCUUUCAAUGUCAUCCACCCCGAAAUGAGUUGCAAUCGUUCAAAAAGUAACGCACAAUACCCCCGUAUCCAUACAAGAUUCUCUCGUUGCGUAUCAGCAUGAGUUGGACCAGUCAACUGUGAAUGAAAAAUUUACCCAAAUUGAGGUACGAAAGUUUCUUCUUUUGAGAAGGGAAAUUACAAUAAGUCAAUUUUUCUCUCCUCCUAGAAAGUAUUAUUCCUGUCGAUAACAUGAUUUUCACUCAUAUUUUUUGUAAUGGAAAAACCAUAGUUUAAUUGUAACACUUGAUUGUAAAUAGGUGUUAUAGCGAGAUAGUAUAUACGUAAAUGUGAACCGGUACUUAUAAUAAUCACUCGCUGUACUUUCCUGUUGGUUUCCCCUCUUAUUAACUUAUCGUAGCUAAAUAAGGCAUUUGAUAUAUUUGUAUAUAGAUAAAAUUUGAUUCAUACCAAAGCAAUGUUAUCGCAUUAUUGUCACUAUUAGUUUUUAUAUUUUAUAAUAAUUUUGAAAACCUCGUGCGUUAAAUGGAGCGGUCUGUAAAAGGGACUUAUUGAUCCAUCUCAGAAUGGAUGAGGCCUGAUUUGAAGGGGGAUUUUGACGUUUUUGGUUUCUACUUUUUUCAUUUUCCGAUUGGAGAAAUUGUAACUGAAAUAUUUGAGAUUUAUAACUGUAAUCUCUGAAUUGAUUUUAGGACUCACCUGAAAUCAUAUUUUCUUCCCCUCAAAUCAAGAUCUUAAAAGUAUGCAAUGAGUCCGCAUUAUAGGUUUCAUUGAAACGUAAAAAUUUGGAACUUUUUUUAAAUUUUCAUAUUUUAUUUAUUUAUUUUUUUUUAAUUCAUGACUUGAAGAUAGGUGAGAUUAGGCGUUACCGUUUUGAGAAAAUAUCGUCGUAAAUUUUAAAAAAAGUAGCAUUUGAAAACUCAAAAUCUUUUCACUUUUCAACCUUAUGGUUGAAUGUAUCAUAACAAUGGAACGCAAUUUUCAGCAAGAGUCUCUACUAAACAAUUCUAUCAAAAGAAAGAUAUUUGUGAAGAAUUUCUGCAUUUAGAUAUGAUCUUCUUCAAAAUCACACUCCUAUGGCUUCACGUCCUUUCAUUUCGUAAAUUUUUUGUCUCGUUGAUUUUUUCUAUUGUGUGAAAAGCAAUUUAUAAUUUUCAAAGUAAGCGUGGUAUUUGUGAACUUUAACUACGAAGAAUUACACCGACUAAGGUUACUGAAUAGUUGUAAACUCUAGUUAAUUUAUGUAGAAAUCGAGCUCAAUUAAUCAUUUUGAUUUCCGCACAAUCAAUGGGUUAUUUCAGAGAAAAAAUAAAAACAUAGUUCUUAUUUAUUAGACUACUAUUAUGAUCCUCUUUUUUAUAUUCUAGCUUGUGUGUGUGUGUUUUAUUCGGUUUUUACAAGACGUUAAGACGUGCAUAGUGCCUCCCAAAUAAGUACUAAUCAAAAUUCCCUUAAAAAAUCUCUAAAUCAGUUAAUUUUCAAAUGUGUGCCCCUCGCUCUAUAAAAUUCAAAAAUUCUGUUGAGAUUUACAUGCCUUUUUUGAUGUUUAUCAUAGCAGGAUUUUCUCAUAUAUAAUCAUAGAACCAACGAAUUUAAUUAAUUGGAAUUGUCCCUGAAUAAUAAUUAGUAAUUUUUGCAUUUAGUCUCAUCGGCACUUUUUAGACGCACUCUUGAACGAAGAAACCCCAACUGUAAAACCCCAGAGUCAAAACUUUUCAUUGCUCAGAUAAUUAUGUCGAAGUCUACACAAUAGUUUUUCAUUUAUUCCUUUGGACACAUCAACUUCUAUUUUCCAAGAAAAAGACACUCAAACAUUCCACGUUAUCUCUCAGAAUUAAUGACGAUACUUUACUGAAAAUUCAUUCCGUAAUAUAUGUAUCCCUCUCCCUUCUUCAUCAUUUUUUACAUCCUCUUCUUCCUUUUCAAAUUUAAUAAUUUUAUUGUUUUCGUUCAUUUUGCGAGCAUAUUUCAACACUCGAAAAUCACAAAGUUAAUUCUGCACUAAGUCAAGCUUUUUCACCAGUAUCAUCAACAUUUUCUCUUUGGUAAGAAUUCCGUAAGAAAGAAAGAAAAAAAAGUUGAAAGUGUAGAAAGUAACUAUCUUAGCGCUUUUUUAACCAUUCUGUUAAUCUCUGAAAAUUCGUUAGACCUCUGACAUAAAUGAGAUUCAGAGUCAUAAAGGGUAGGUUUUUAUGUAAAUUCGCCGGAAAAAUCAUAAUAAAUUCCGUUUUGAUCAAAUCAGAUCAUUCAAAGACUUGCAAAAAAAUGUUAUUGUUUCACAUGUCACUAUUUUCUCAUUGAAUAUAUGGUCGCAAUAUGAAUUAUAUGUUUCACGGUGCUUCCUUCAAGUAUAGUUCUCAGAAAGUUGAAUUCAGAUUUACUUUUUCCGUUCAAACACGAUUCUUUGGGAUCGGUUUGUGGUGACAAAUUCCCUAAAUUUUUUAUAUUAACAACCUAUUUUUGUUAUGCUUGAACUCCAGUUUUGUAAAAGUAUUAUUUGUAUUUUUAACUUUCCUCGAUCUAAAUUAUUUUUCUUCUAUUUUUAUUCAAAUCUGAUCACCUUUGUUUACCGGUUAGAUUUAUUUGAUAGAGUUCGUUUGUAAAGAGGAACCGGUGAUGAUCUUUAGGAUUUCGUUAACUAAUUGAUGAUUAUUUUUUAUCUAUUAUUUUUUUUUAAUUUUUUAUUAUUUCUUUUUUUACCAUCAUCCUUGAACUCUAAUAUUAUCUUUCAAUUUUGUUCGUUUACUUUUGUACAAUGUGGGUUAAUAUCAUACGUGUUGUUUUUUAAUUCUUCUUCUUCUGUUUUCGGAUUAUUGUUUUGUUACUUUUUGUCAGUUCGACUGUGUAAAUAUAAUACAGAGGUAUAGUUUACGUACUUGUACCGGUAUUGAAUGUAAAUGUGAAACAGUGAGUACUUAUCUAGUAUUCUUAUGUAAAAAGGUUACUUUUUUCUUGCCUGUAUGUUAUUAGUGUUUAUAUAUUUUUAGGUAAUUUGAGUUAUUUUUUUUAAAUUUCCAUACUUUCUGUUACACCUAAGUUGAAAAACUGUCGUGUAUAGAUUCGAGGUGUGUAAAAGUAAAUACUGAGUAAUAUAAAGCUAUAAUAAUCCAUAUCUUCUAGACACUUAAAUUUGUUGUUUAAUGUUGAUAAUAAACGAUGAACCUUCUACAAUGAA
This is a messenger RNA of Bemisia tabaci, 7889 nucleotides long. It is a transcript of the gene Cph, whose product is annotated as BCL11 transcription factor chronophage. The record is from RefSeq and is a predicted model, not a curated record. Gene Ontology annotation, biological process: regulation of transcription by RNA polymerase II. Gene Ontology annotation, cellular component: nucleus. NCBI's taxonomy places the organism in Eukaryota, Metazoa, Arthropoda, Insecta, Hemiptera, Aleyrodidae. Gene Ontology annotation, molecular function: RNA polymerase II cis-regulatory region sequence-specific DNA binding; DNA-binding transcription factor activity.